AUGCAUUCUUGCCAAAUCAUCUUAACAAUUCUCUACCUAAUCUGCUUCGUUUCUGCUUUUCCUCCAAAGAAAGACGCACAAGCGACGGGCAACCACCGAAACGACAUCAUCCCAACUGCGAUCACUUUGAAUGAUUUAAAAUCGUCUACUCUAACUUCUCACAUAUCUGACAAACACGACUGCCCAGGUCGUGCUCCUUUGCGACAUCUCUGCCUCCCGUGCAAGGCUCUUGUAUAUUCAUUUCGGUCAACACUGAACAAUUUUGCCUUGGUUCGAAAGGGAAUGAGUCGAACGUGCUCAAUCGUUUUACACCCUCAUAGCUAUAUAUGUAAAGCUGCAAUGGAAGUUUUUUUCUUGUUGAUGAGACAUACUUCAAAUGAAAGGAUCUGCCAGCAUUUGUUGGUCUGCGAACUAAAUGCACAUCACCGUAAAGUGAAAAGCCAUACACUGGAUCCAGUUGCGACCAAAGUCCUUCAGAUAUUCAAUGAAGGCUUAGUGACUAAACAGGAGGGACUAAAUCACCUGGAUGCUAGCGAAAAGGAAGAAAUUGCGGACAGAGUUAUAAACGAGUUGCUGGUGGCUUCUGGGUACUAUAUGUUCUCUAAAGUGUCUGAAAAUGCUCCUCGACAACUCUUCUCCCACCCUUUCAAAUGCUAA
Messenger RNA from Necator americanus (New World hookworm), 657 nucleotides. RefSeq lists its product as uncharacterized. The coding region runs from base 1 to 657 and encodes 218 amino acids. NCBI's taxonomy places the organism in Eukaryota, Metazoa, Nematoda, Chromadorea, Rhabditida, Ancylostomatidae. The record is from RefSeq and is a predicted model, not a curated record. The transcript has 5 exons.